UGCUGGAGGUGUGUGCACGCAGCUCCGCCUCCACUGCUCAGACCCGGCUUCCUUUGCCCUCACUCCACACCCUCCUCUGCAUCAUGGGGCCUGGGCCGCGCACCCUGGAGCUCUUCUACGACGUGCUGUCCCCCUACUCCUGGCUGGGCUUUGAGGUUCUAUGCAGAUACCAGCACCUCUGGAACAUCCAGCUGCAGCUGCGGCCCGCCCUCAUCUCAGGAAUCAUGAAAGACAGUGGAAACAGGCCUCCAGCUUUGGUUCCCCGCAAAGCCCAGUACAUGGCAAAUGAGAUUCCUCUCCUGAAACAGCAUUUCCACAUCCCCAUCCACAUGCCCAAGGACUUCUUUGGUGUGCUUCUUAAAAAAGGAAGUGUAAAUGCCAUGCGCUUCCUCACCACUGUGAGCAUGGAGCAACCAGAGAUGCUGGAGAAGGUGUCAAGGGAACUCUGGAUGCGAGUGUGGUCUCGAGUAAGGACUGGACUUUGGGGGUCAUAGGGAGGCUGGGUAGGGCAAGUUGAUGACCUGACCCUUCCCAGGCCAAUGUGCAGAUGUAAGAUCCUGCUCGUCACUACUGCCAAGCCACUGGAACUGCCACUACAGAGCCAGAGUUUACACAGGGAAAGGGAUUUAGAAAGAAUAUCUGUGCUAGAGGCUGCAGAGAAGGCAGGUUUGUCCGCAGAGCAAGCCCGAAGCUUUCUGGAGAAAAUCUCCACAGCACAGGUGAAGAACAAGCUCAAGGAGACCACUGAUGCAGCCUGCACAUAUGGGGCCUUUGGGCUGCCCACCACUGUGGCCCACGUGGAUGGUAAAACCUACAUGCUGUUUGGCUCUGACCGCAUGGAGAUGUUAGCUUACCUGCUGGGAGAGAAGUGGAUGGGCCCUGUGCCUCCAACCUUGAAAUCAAGUCUUUGAGAUUGCCCGAGGAAGUAAAGCAUUGGUGCAAAUGAGCAGGCACCUGCCUAUCCCUCCUUCUCCUUAGAAUACUGGACCUUGGCUGUCUUUGUCAGACAAAGCUGUCUUCUGUGGCCCAGAGGCUGUUUUCCAUCUAUCCCCCAGAAUGCUGAAACAGGUUCUAACCUUUGCUGUGACUACCUUUAAUUCUGUGCCUCAUACGUGCCUUUUGGAAAGCCUUCAAUUCUGAUUUCCCACAAAUAAACCAGAUGCCACUAGACAAAGCA
This is a messenger RNA of Nannospalax galili (Upper Galilee mountains blind mole rat), 1177 nucleotides long. It is a transcript of the gene Gstk1, whose product is annotated as glutathione S-transferase kappa 1. NCBI's taxonomy places the organism in Eukaryota, Metazoa, Chordata, Mammalia, Rodentia, Spalacidae. Gene Ontology annotation, molecular function: glutathione transferase activity; glutathione peroxidase activity. Gene Ontology annotation, biological process: glutathione metabolic process. The record is from RefSeq and is a predicted model, not a curated record. Gene Ontology annotation, cellular component: peroxisome; mitochondrion.